CUCUUCAGUCUGCUGUUAGCCCCGACAUGCGUAUCAAAGUCACCACUGGUCCUCCUCUUCCCCUCCUCAAGGCGUGGUUUCCCGUGCCGUCUGCUCAUCCAGAAACGCCCUCAGAAUUUACUGUUGCAAACCUCAAAACUCGUCUAUGCAACACGCUACCCCUCCUUAGUACCGUUGCCGCCUCCUCGCUCCGUCUUUCUAUCGACGGAUUCGAGCUCCUGGACGAUUGCGACAUCGGAGUCGUAAGGGACGGUGACCUGGUAUGCAUUGAGCAGGUAAAUACAUCUGAAAAGGUCAUAAAGCCGAAGGGAAAUCAGUCGGAACGAAGUAGAUCUUCUCGGAAACCUACACCUCCCCUGCGGGAUAUACACCCCACAUCCAAAAAGCGGAAACGUUCCCUCGAAUCCACGUCGACAUCGGAGUCCGAGUCCACACCUGAGUCUGACACCUCUAGUUCAUCUUCGUCCCCGUCGCCGUCCUCCUCCUCGUCUUCUACUACCACUGACUCGGAAGCAGCCAGCACAACAUCGGACUCCUCCGAAGAAUCCGAGUCAGAGACUUCAGAACCUGAUUCUGGUCCAUCCCUCGCCUUGACCAGGCGAACUGACUUGCAAGCGGCAAAACCCAAGCUACCUCCCUGUCGUCCAUCCAACCCCCCACCAAACUCCGUUCGAGGUCAACUUACUUAUGUUCCACCUGGGUUCGGUAAACCACAGACCCGUGCUCGCAAUAAGAGGAGACGAUUGAAGAGGUUGCACGAUCGUGAAGCAGUACCGCCAGCGUCUGGCCUACUUUCAGGACCAAACGCUAUCGCAACGGAUUUAUUUGCACACACAGAGAAUCAUCAUGAUGGGAGCGGCCGUCCUCAGGAGUCGGAGAAAUCCAGCAGCGAGAACACUCCUGACGUCGUUUUCCUGCCUUCGUUAUCGCUUCGGAACAAGAACAAAGCCAAAAAUUUCCGAUCACUCUUAAGCAAACCUCUACCACCCAAAAUCAUUUUUGCAGGCGAGGAAGAAAAUGGAAUUUCAGUCCAGAUAGAGUCAUCUACAGCAAACGUGCAUUCUUCGUCUGUGGAUCCUUCUCAGUUAGCAUCUAUUUCGAUGCAGACGAAGGUUGAACGACAACCACCCGCUACAAUAAGCACGCCGCCGCUUGUACCGCCUUCUUCUCGUCCUUCGUUACCACCCAACCUCUUUGUUACUAGUGUGGACGUGGAAGCAGGAAUUCUACGGCCCAAGAAGAAGAGAAAGAUACGCGCCGCCGCAGAGUACGGUUCCGCAGUUGCAGAACGUGGCUAUUAUGCACCAGCCCCGGCAGGUAGGGACCUCGUGGAGGGCACUGGACAUGGUGAAGUGAACGUCACGCUUGAUUACGGGGACAACGAGGCCGACAGUCAGCAGGAGAGAAUUCCACGGGAGCAGUCUCAGGAAGUGACGGGUCCCCUAGACGUAGGUCUGAACGGACUGGAACAGUCAGCCAUAUCGAACUGGACACAGUUUCCCAAAGUCACUCGAGAGAUCCAGGUGGGUUUGAAGGUCGGGGACGUCAUAGCAUACAAGGACCUCGGUAUUAACCCAACAACCUACACUCCUGAAUACCUGAUUACCAUUGCGAGGGUCAUGUCAAUUGACCCAAUCAAGGAAGGACAGAUCGUUGUGAGGCCAUUACAGCCCCGAACCGAACUGUCAUUCGGCGCGAGGCUUGGUCAGGAUGCCGAAGAAGUUCACGAAGAGGAAUUUGCAUGGGACGAUAUUCUCAAUGGUGAUUGGAGGUUCAUUAUGGAGUGUUGAUCGUCAUACCCAGUUCCCUUGAAGUAUACAUUCUGCUGAAUUCCGGCCAUUGAUCGCCUAUUGGCAUGGGCAUUCCACUUAAAUGCUGUCUGUAUUUUGGCUUGUGGAGAGGGUUGUCAGGAAACCUUUGACGCUACAACGUCGCUAAUGCAGGGAUACCAUUCCCGGUCCCGAGAGGCCUGCCCGAGUUCCGCUACAAUUCGUCAUUGGUACCUUCCGAUGAGUGCCCCGAGAUAAUCUUGAAUCUUACAUGGCUGAUCCUCUCUGCGCUACUCAUUCCACGACAAGCACCUUUGGGUCAGUCAUCCACUCGACGGGUUCACACCCACUAAUCCAGAUGACACUCGCAGAUAUGAUACCCCUUACGCAUACUCGAAUUCCUGGACCCAUCCUGGUCCAGGUCUCAAAGUUGUUUUGUCCCCCGAGUUU
Pisolithus orientalis is the source of this 2219-nucleotide messenger RNA. RefSeq lists its product as uncharacterized. The record is from RefSeq and is a predicted model, not a curated record. The transcript is spliced from 4 exons. Bases 27 to 1790 code for a protein of 587 amino acids. Lineage: Eukaryota; Fungi; Basidiomycota; Agaricomycetes; Boletales; Pisolithaceae.